Messenger RNA from Penicillium subrubescens, 1413 nucleotides. Its product is annotated as putative cytochrome b5 reductase. NCBI's taxonomy places the organism in Eukaryota, Fungi, Ascomycota, Eurotiomycetes, Eurotiales, Aspergillaceae. Gene Ontology annotation, cellular component: endoplasmic reticulum. Bases 1 to 1413 code for a protein of 470 amino acids. The record is from RefSeq and is a predicted model, not a curated record. The transcript is spliced from 2 exons. Gene Ontology annotation, molecular function: heme binding; oxidoreductase activity.
AUGUCUCUCUUGAAGGAGUAUACCUUAGCAGAUGUUGCAUUGCACAAGAAAAAGACUGAUCUAUGGAUCGCUGUGCACGGAAAAGUUUAUGACGUUACCAAUUACGUCCGGGAUCAUCCUGGUGGAGCGGAUGUACUCUGCGAUGUCGCUGGAACAGACGCGACCGACGCGUACGAGGAUGUCGGGCAUUCUGAAGAUGCCGAUGAGAUCUUGAAGACUUAUUUGAUUGGCACUCUCCAAGGUGUCCAUGAAUUCAAAAGACCAACCCCCGUUCGAGUCAUCCAGCAACAGCCACAACAGGUCACGGAAAAGCCAUCGACUCUCACCAGCGGCAAGCUUACCAUAACUCUUCUCUCGGUGGGCGGCCUCACAUGCUUAGCCUUCCUCCAUUCUCGUGGUCAUCUUUCUCCUGGCAAGCUUGCUGCCUGGUUCUCCAAGAAUUUCCCCAACUGGAUGCACACGAUUCCGAUUCCGAAACUGAGCCUUGGGAAAGGGGGUUUCUCCAAUGGUUUCCUUACUGCUGCGGGCCUCUCUACAGCUAUCGCUGCUUUUGCCGGGUCUAAAUUAAUGAAACUCACUCAAAUUGAGUCUGGCUUCACUCGCUACCCAUCACACCUCAAGAGCAAGAGACUGGCUGAAACCGAUCCUCACCUCAUCAAAGGUUUCCUCGAGCCUAAGGAUUUCAAAGAGCUCCCGCUUAUCACGAAAAUGCAACUUGCACCAAACGUAUACCGAUUCACCUUUGCACUUCCUCAAUCUACGGACGUCAUUGGUCUUCCCAUCGGUCAGCAUGUGGCUAUCAAAGCCACCAUCAAAGGCCAGUCAGUUUCUCGAUCGUAUACACCGACUUCGAACAACCUGGAUCUUGGCGUUCUGGAAUUGGUGAUCAAGUGCUACCCGGAUGGCCUGCUCACAGGCCAGUAUCUUGCCAAUCUGCAAGUUGGUGACAAGGUUCUCUUCCGAGGCCCAAAGGGUGCCAUGAAAUACCGAAAGGGGCUCUGUCAACGUAUUGGGAUGAUCGCUGGUGGGACCGGCAUUACCCCAAUGUACCAGCUCAUUCGUGCCAUCUGCGAAGACGAAACUGAUACCACGGAGAUCAGUCUUGUUUACGCCAACCGCACGGAGGAAGAUAUCCUCUUGCGCGAGGAGCUAGAGAAGUUUGCCCGCAGAUACCCCAAGAACCUGAAGAUUUGGUACAUGCUGGACCAACCUCCACAGAAAUGGAAGUAUGGGAAAGGCUAUGUAACAUCACAGGUCAUGGCGGAAAGACUGCCGGCGCCUUCUGAUGACACGAAGAUCAUGCUGUGUGGUCCCCCUGGGAUGAUCAAUGCCUCGAAAAAGGCAUUAUGCUCUCUGGGAUUCCAAGCCCCUGGUUCCGUAUCGAAGAUGACGGAUCAGAUCUUUUGUUUUUGA